UUUAUAAAUAGGACAAAAUGUAGUAAGCUGAUUAAUUUAGAUAAAUACAAUGUAGAUGAUGAUAAAGAACACUGAAAUUUGAUUGAUAUGAUGUUUAAUCAUGUGUGAUAAAAUUAAAAAUCAGUUUUAACUUAAAAUUACCGCUGAGCUAUCAGUGUGACGUCUGUCAGCGACUAUUGUCAUAUGUGACGUAUAUCCCCGUAGGACACAAGAUCCGGGAAGGGAAGUAAGACCCACGUGCGUGUAUUCAAUUAUUGAUCGGGGAAGUUAAAACUCACGUGAGAGUAUUCAAUUAUUCAUCAAAGGAAAUAUACAGGUUUACACAAAUAUGGUGGACUGAAAUAAGGAAGAAGUUCAAAAUGGGUGAGAAGAGCAUUGACCGAGUGUUGUACGUUGUGCGCAUGCUCGCGUUCUUGUUUCUGUUUGUGGGAAUUGGAUGCACCGGAAGUGGCGUCAUGAACUUCAAGUACGCGAUACCAAACUUACACUUCCCGUACUCAACGGCUUCCGGUAUAUGGACAGGGCUCAUAACAUUAGCCAUUGGACUCGUGGGUCUGUGCCUAUGCAAGAAGUUUGACGCAGCAGAUCCUGCCGCAACACGUUGUCUGGCAGUGGCCAUGUACACGUUGGUGAUCGCAGACAUCACGUGCGGAAUCCUGCACGUGUGCUACUCGGCCGUGGGAUUGAACAAGUGCUUCGAAGAAGUCCGUACGGGUUACAUGACGUGUAACCCCGAGGAGCGACCCCGCCUGAUGCUGACGGAGGGGUUCAACCUGGCCUUCGGCUCCAUUAUCAUACUCUUGUCAGUAGUGUUCACCGUAUACCUGUCUGUCCGCGGGACGCUCCAGCGACUUACGGGCGCGACCUCAGGUCAGGGGGCGCCACACAGCACGUGCUGCUACGGCCACUGUAACGUCUACGUGAACAGUGUGGUUGUAUCCUAGCGUAGUAGGAACUCACGAGAUAUUUUUCCGAGUACUUGACAGAAUAAUAGAGUGAUAUGUUAUGAAAACCCUCGGUAGCCAGGGAACCAAGUGACCCUAGUGAUUUAUGUUGUUUUUGUUUGUUAUUUAUUGGAUAUGACUCUGUUCAAAUGUGACUCAUACUCUCCGUAUUUAUCCGUCAUGCUGUUACAAUUUAUGAACUACAGAUAUAUUUUGUAUUCAAUACAAAACGUACAUGUAUUGCAUUCAAUUUAUGUUUAUAUUGUAUAUUUUAUACUAAAACAAAUAAAAUCAUGUUUAUUUCAUCAUAA
This is a messenger RNA of Mya arenaria, 1255 nucleotides long. RefSeq lists its product as uncharacterized. Lineage: Eukaryota; Metazoa; Mollusca; Bivalvia; Myida; Myidae. Bases 360 to 944 code for a protein of 194 amino acids. The transcript has 4 exons. The record is from RefSeq and is a predicted model, not a curated record.